AUGACGACAUCCGUGACAAGCCGUCACAACUGUGACAAGCUAUCACGAAUGCCAUCAGCUAGAUCAGACUUGAGAAAUUCUCUGCCUACUAUUGACGACGAACUUGAUGGGCUAUCACAACUAUUAAAAGCUCCAUCAGGUAUACUCUACUUCAACACUUCUUUGCUUGUGAUGUAUGGUACUCUAAAAUGGCACCAAAAAAGAAAGAGUCCUACGGAACCAAAGAAAACAGCCAAAGAUGAUGUACAUCGUAAGCUCCUCAACGAGGAAUCUGACUACGAGGAGGAGGAACCCUUGUUUAGAAGGGAGAGGUCUGAAAAAGGUGAGUCUAAACAGCAUGAGUCUGAACUUGCUAAAGCUGAUGAAGAGAAUCAAGAAGAAUCUAAAGAAUCUGAGUCUGAAGGAAUAGCUUUCGGGUCCCCAUCCACUGAGCAACAAGAUGAUGAAGAGUUUCCACCUCGGAGGACUCUUAUCAAAUAUUUGGAGAACAGAUUUGAUGCCUGGGCAAAAGAGAUGACAGGUUCUGAUCUUGCUAUAUUCAGGGCUGCGUUGGAUAAGGUUAAGGCUGAGACUCCCCAAAGAAAAAAAAAGAAAAAGGGGGAAAAGAAAGGCAAGAAUAAGAGAGAUGAGCCAGAUAGUGAAGAAAAAAGAAAAGCGAAGAAGAAGGCAAAGAAGAAGGUAGAAAAGGAGGAGUUGAAAAAGGAAAGAUUGCAGUCUAUGGCUGAUAAUGAGAAAUGGGAAGCAGCCAAUCGAGCUAGGGCUGUAGGUGCUUUAUCUUGCCAAGCUCUGACCACCGCCAGGCUAGAUGAUCCUGAUGGGGAGAAGAUAACAGAUGAUACAGUAGCAGGGUCAAAGACCCAGGAUCCACGUGCUUGA
Capsicum annuum is the source of this 876-nucleotide messenger RNA. Its product is annotated as HIRA-interacting protein 3-like. The transcript has 6 exons. The record is from RefSeq and is a predicted model, not a curated record. Bases 1 to 876 code for a protein of 291 amino acids. Lineage: Eukaryota; Viridiplantae; Streptophyta; Magnoliopsida; Solanales; Solanaceae.